Messenger RNA from Cornus florida, 786 nucleotides. RefSeq lists its product as uncharacterized. Lineage: Eukaryota; Viridiplantae; Streptophyta; Magnoliopsida; Cornales; Cornaceae. The record is from RefSeq and is a predicted model, not a curated record. Gene Ontology annotation, cellular component: NuA4 histone acetyltransferase complex. The transcript is spliced from 3 exons. Bases 1 to 753 code for a protein of 250 amino acids.
AUGGUGGCUGCAGUUACGAAGAUUCCUAUAAUUGCCACAUUCUCAAUCUUUAAUUAUUUGACCCAUGGCAUGGAAGUCCUAUUGAUUUGGUCUCUUGAGUCAAAGCUUGGAAGUCUCAAGUCUGAGAAAGGAGAUUAUAGUUGGGUUGAUUGUGGCUUUAGCCAGAAUGAAUUUCCUGCACCUUCACAAAAAUCAGCAGGCGCAGAAUCUUUUGGUAAAGAGACAUCUAAGGAUGGACUAUCUGCUGGCAGUUUCACGCAGGAUACCAGGAACUGGUCCUCUGAAUAUCCUUUUCCUGCAACAGCUUCAGCUGCAGAGAUGGAUGCAACGCCCGAUGCUUCAGAGCCUAUGGAGCAAGAAAAACUUUCAAGCGUUGAUAAACUGGUACAGAUUAGCAAUGAACAAGAAGGGACUUUUCGGAAGAGGAGAGGGAAGAGAAAAAGGAAGGAUUGUAAUAGGGAGUCCAAAGAAGGGAGCAUUGGAGACAGUGAGAAUUUGGGUUCAACCAAUGUUUUAAUUGACUCUCAAUGCAAGGAAAAUUCUAUCAGUGACUGUGGUCAGACGGUCAGAUCUUCUGGUGUAAAUGAUCACAAUAAAGGUUCAAGUGGGGUUGGAAAUGUUGAUUUGAUGUUGAUAUUUGAUUCUAUUGCAAAGAAUGAAUACGCCUUGGUCUUUCGACGUCGGCUUGAUAGCCAGGUAAUGAUUGACAAUAUAAGAUGCUUCGCCAUUUUAUCAUCUCUAUAUUGCAGUUAGGCAACCAUAGUAGUUAUUUGUGGAAAAAAUCUC